UGUUGCACACGUCACGGGAAUCCACCGGCAUUAUACAUAGAUUUAAGCCAUUUUUAUGGGUAAACAACCCUCUAGAAUAUUUGGUUGCUGGCACCGCACGUAACCCGGAUGAGUCAAGUUCAAUGACGAAGUGGCCACAAAAACUGUCUGCUUAAUUGCGAAAAUUGGCAUCUGUCAGCGGGGCGGAAAAUUGUCACCUCUCUGAUCUCCAGUCACAUUUUUAUAAAUUGGAAAUGCCCGAGUUGGGAGUUGUUAGUUUGAAAGCGAAUCUCCAUCAAAAUGUCACACAAAUCCAGCUGCCUUUCUCUGCUCUUCACGGCAAUCCUGCUAUCGCUUGGAUCUGCCCAGUACUACACACAAUACAACCCUUACUACACAGCUAGUCCCACUUUCGCCAGCUUGAACAACUACUACUACCAGACCACGCCGUAUCCCUACUACUACAGCACGUAUACAACACCGAGUCCCUAUACCAACACACAGAUACGCAUCUGGCCCUAUGUGAUUGGACAGUACCUAUAUCCUACUAACUACAACACCAACUACUACAAUCCCUAUGCCUCUCUGAGCAGUGCCAAUUGGCAGAGUUACUAUGCGAAUGUUUAUGGCUCGAGUGGUAAGAAGUAGUCCUUAGUUUAAGAUAAGAGUUUUUC
Molecule: messenger RNA, 653 nt
Organism: Drosophila eugracilis
Lineage: Eukaryota; Metazoa; Arthropoda; Insecta; Diptera; Drosophilidae
Exons: 2
Coding region: 280-627 (115 amino acids)
Source: RefSeq, a predicted model, not a curated record